AUGGAGCCAACCAUCAACCUUCUAUGCGAUGGCUUCGCCUUUGCCAUCCCCGAGUCUACGGCAAAGAGAGAGUCUCCUGUGCUCUCAAAGGCCAUCGAAAACCUACCCGAGGGCCCAAUGCGCGUGAUACCAGUCACUGAAUUUGAUCUCGACGCCGUCAACUGUUUUGUCGAGUUCUUGAACACCAGACACUACGAGGUCAAUCAGAGCCUAUUCCCUAGUGUUACGGAGGCAGGAAUAGGCAAGCCACCUCAAACGGUACCCUUCACUCGCGACUUCUUAAUCCGACACGUCACAAUGAGCAAGAUUGGUCAACACUUCCAGGUACACAAACUCUCGGAACACGCAAGGGACCAGAUCGAGAUGAUCCUCCGACGACAGUGGAGCGACGGAGCCUUCUUGGGUGCUACCAACCUUGCCUUGACAAACGCCAAUGAUCAUGAGUUGCACAAAAUCUUAUGGUCUCAGGCUCGCAGUCAUUUGCACUCUUUGACAGCAACCUCCGAGUUCGAUCCAGCCACUUUUCUCCGAAGCUUUCAUAGCCGCCUACGAACCCGUACAGAGCCUGAGCCUGUCUCCGCCAGCUCUAUCGCUGUUGACUCCGUCGAAGUCGCAAAGCUCAAAGAAAGGAUUUCGCUCCUAGAGAAACAAGUCUCGGAUACUUGUAUCGAACGAGAUGAGCAUCAAAAGCGUGCCUCUAACCUAUGUGUCGAGCGCGACGAGCUCGAAUUUAAGCUCUCCGAAUUAUCUAGCAAACAAGACGAUUCCCGCCACCUAGAGGAAACAACUCAAAAGUUCAGGUCUCAGAUCUCGACCCUACAACAACAAGUCUCGGACCUAUUAAAGGAAAGAGAUGGUCUUUACACUUCUAUCGAGGCAGAAUCUCGGUCUCAACGAGAGGCAGAGAAUGACACCAAAGAAGCCCAAGAGCAGACCCGGAAUGCUCUGUCCAGUACCCAGACCGCCCUGGCAAGGUUUGAACAGGCUACAAAGCGGUUGGCGGAGGCCAAUGAGCGUUAUAAUGCAUCAGAGGCGGACCAUACAGCAAAGGCUCAGAUUGCACACACCAAGCUGAGCGAAGCAGAAAAGAGCCUCUCGACCUCUGAGACCGAAUUAAGGAUCACAAGCUCUGAGCGAAAUCUACUUCGAAAGCGGUGGAAAGAAGAGAAGGUCAAAUCGUCCAAUCUUGCGAAGGAAAUCGACGAGUUGAAACUAGUGAUCGAUCUCGAAAGAAGUGUCAAAGACACUGUCCCAACUACUGUACGGGACGAGCUAAAGCGGGCCCUCGAGGCUGAACAGGCCGAGGUCAAACGGCUCAACAACGAGCUAGAGAAAUCCCAACGUUCGGUCAACAAUGCGGCCACUAUCAAUGCGGCCACAUCCAUGUCUCAGGUCCAAAGGGACAGGCUUUACGAGUCCUUGGGGGCUGAAAAGAAUAAGGUUAUCAAUCUGACCAAAGAGAGAGACCAGGUAACUAGAGAAAAAGACAGAUUAUGGAAACAGCUAAACGACGAGGUCGAUGAAAAGCUGAGGGCCAUCGACAAGAUUGAGGCUUUGAUUGAGUGCCUUGAGGAGUAA
Fusarium graminearum PH-1 is the source of this 1578-nucleotide messenger RNA. RefSeq lists its product as uncharacterized. The transcript is spliced from 2 exons. Lineage: Eukaryota; Fungi; Ascomycota; Sordariomycetes; Hypocreales; Nectriaceae. The coding region runs from base 1 to 1578 and encodes 525 amino acids. The record is from RefSeq and is a predicted model, not a curated record.